Molecule: messenger RNA, 1503 nt
Organism: Adineta steineri
Lineage: Eukaryota; Metazoa; Rotifera; Eurotatoria; Adinetida; Adinetidae
Source: the annotation of a GenBank genome assembly
AUGCGUGAGUGGUCGAUAACGCAAAUUAAUCCAUCUUAUUCUCAAGAUUUGACGAUAAGCACAAACAGGAUCACAAUAGUUUUGAAUGAUAUUUCUAUUCAAGAUGUUAAUCAACAUAACUCGAACGAUCAAAAAGAUAAAAGGAUGUCAUCAAACAAACUCUCACAAUACUGCACAUCAUUAUCACCAUUCUUUUAUGGUCUAUUAAUAGGUAUACUCACAGCUGGUUUGGUAUUAGCCAUCGUUACUGCACUCUGGCUAACGUCUUCAAAACAAACAUUGACAACACAGACUGUGACAAAAACAGUUACAACGAUAUCUUCAACCACAACAAAAUCUACAUCAUCCACAUCCACAACCUCAACCUCUACGACUUCCACAUCCACAACAACAACAACAACAACAACAACAACAACAACAACCACCACAACUGGAAUUUGUCCUUCUGGUUUUACUGAAACACCAUCCGUAACAUGUGUUGAUCUACUAAGUGAUUUUAAUAAUUGUGGAACGAUUGGCUUUGUUUGUUCAUCAAAUUAUACAAUGUGUUCAGGUGGUAUAUGUGAGACAGCACCUAAUAUAAAACUUAGUGGAGCAAUUCCUAUAUCUGCCUGGGCUGGUGUGACUACCGAUGAUAAUAUACAGCCUGUUACCCUUUCAGUCAAUAUUACACUCUAUAAUUAUAGUACUAAUUCUGUUACUGUAUCAAGUAAUGGGCUUCUCUGUCUUGACAGUUGUACUAGUGCUUAUUCAAAUGGAAAUCUUCCAACUACAAAUGUUGGAGGUCCAACAGCAUUUGCUUUCUGGGAUGAUCUGAUGAUCUAUGGUAGUACUGGUCAAAUGGUUUAUUAUUCAACCACUGGAACAGCACCUAAUCAAAUAACAGGUUUCGAAUAUUAUUUAAGUCCUAUUUCUUCACCAGCACAAUAUUAUCAUUUUCAAAUGCUAUUUUAUGAAAAUUUACCAAAUAUUGUUAAAUAUGUUUAUUUCGAAAUAUACGCCGGAAGUAGUUCAGCAACUAUUGGUGUACAACAAUCAUCAUCAGGACCAAGCAUAACUUAUUCAGUAAAUCAAGCAUAUGCAGUAUCAUAUAAUACAACACUUCUAUUCGAUACAAAUGCGGAUACAGAAGAAUUUCAAGUAUUUGAAAAACAUAUAAUGAAAUAUCCUCUUAAAUCAUGUUCAAUUUCACCCGGUAAUUCUUCGAAAUAUUAUUACAACAAGAGUUUUGAUUUGAUACUUCUAUCAUAUAUCAUUUUACAUAAAGAUCUUCGUAAAUUUGAAUUCGAUGGAGAAGUUAAUCUAAAAAAUCAAAUACAAUGGCCUGUUCUAUGUAGAUUACAGCAUCGAUCAACGAUUGAAUCUUCAAUUGAUCGUCAAUUUUGUGAUGGUUCUCGUUGGAAAGAAUUCAUUCAAAUGAAAUUACCAUUAUUAAGCACCGGUACUGUAGAAUCACUAAUUGCACCAUUUCAAACUCCAUUUUGGAUCGAAAAUAAAAAUUAG